Molecule: messenger RNA, 2103 nt
Organism: Dioszegia hungarica
Lineage: Eukaryota; Fungi; Basidiomycota; Tremellomycetes; Tremellales; Bulleribasidiaceae
Product: acetolactate synthase
Exons: 5
Coding region: 1-2103 (700 amino acids)
Biological process (GO): L-valine biosynthetic process
Cellular component (GO): acetolactate synthase complex; mitochondrion
Molecular function (GO): flavin adenine dinucleotide binding; thiamine pyrophosphate binding; magnesium ion binding
Source: RefSeq, a predicted model, not a curated record
AUGCUCCGCUCGACCCGCCUCAUCCGAUCCAUCCCCUCCACUUCCCGCGCCGUCGCUUCUCGCUCAAAAUCUACUAGCGCCGUUCAAAAUGCCCCUCUGCCCCGCGAGAAGGGUAUGACCGUAGAGGGCAAGGCGCGCGUACGCGAUCACGUACGGCGUAUCCAGUCCAGCGCAGCUUCAGGAGCUGCACCAGUGGUACGACCGACGCCAAGUCCCAGCUUCCAAGUUCCUCCUCAGGCCCAGAUCAAGGAGAGCCCGCAGUACAUCGAUCCUCUCCAGGGUGAUCCGCAGGUCAGAAAUGGGCUGGACUACUCCUUUAUUGGAAUGUCCGGUGGCCAGAUCAUCCACGAAAUGCUCAGACGACACGAGGUCAAGAAGGUGUUUGGCUACCCCGGAGGCGCCAUCCUCCCCGUCUUUGACGCCAUCCACGACUCCCCCAACUUUGACUUUGUCCUCCCCCGUCACGAGCAAGGCGCAGGCCACAUGGCCGAGGGCUACGCGCGCGUAUCAGGCAAGCCCGGUGUCGUGCUCGUCACUUCCGGUCCCGGAGCUACCAACGUCAUCACGCCCAUGCAGGACGCGCUCUCGGACGGUAUCCCCAUGAUCGUGCUCUGCGGACAGGUAGCGACCAACCUGAUCGGAUCGGACGCGUUCCAGGAGGCGGACGUCAUUGGCAUUUCGCGCGCGUGCACCAAGUGGAACGUGAUGGUCAAGGACAUUGCGGAGCUUCCUCGGCGGAUCAACGAGGCGUUCAAGAUCGCCACCACCGGUCGGCCUGGACCCGUCCUCCUUGAUCUCCCCAAGGACAUGACGGCUGCGAUCCUCCGUCACCCCAUUCCUUCCAAGGCCGUCCAGGUCGGCUCAUCCCCUUACCUCCCUUCGUCCCCCCUCAACCCCGUUACCCACACCGGACCCCGUCCCGGAGACGCCUCCCUCAUCUCGGCCGCUGCCAACAUGAUCAACAAUGCCAAGCGCCCCAUCGUCUACUGCGGGAACGGUGUCUUGUCGUCCCCGGACGGACCCCGCCUCCUCCGCGAGAUUGCCGACAUGGGCUCGAUCCCCGUCACCACCACCAUGCAGGGUCUCGGCGCGUACGACGAGCGGGAUGAAAAGUCGCUCCACAUGAUCGGAAUGCACGGUGCGGCGUACGCCAACUUUGCCAUCCAGGAGGCGGACGUCGUCAUUGCCCUCGGCGCGCGGUUCGACGACCGUAUCACCGGCAAGGUUGACACCUUUGCGCCAGCGGCUCGCGCGGCGUCCCUGGAGGGCAAGGGUGGUAUCAUCCACUUUGAGAUCCAGCCUAAAAACAUCAACAAGAUUAUCCAGGCGGAUAUCCCGGUUCUUGGGGAUGUGGUAGCGAGCAUGGGGGAGUUGCUGCCACAGAUCAAAAAGGUGGAUCGGUCGGCGUGGAUCGGGCGGUGCAAGGCCAACAAGGAGAGGUACCCGUUCACCUUUAUUCCGAGCCAGGAGGGGAGCAAGUUGAAGCCGCAAGAGAUUGUGCGGGAGUUGAAUGACCAGGUCGAGAUUAUCGGGAAGGAGAAGGUGAUCGUCACUACCGGUGUCGGACAACAUCAGAUGUGGGCUUGCCAGUACUACCGAUGGUCCGAGCCCCGCUCGUGGGUCUCGUCCGGCGGUCUCGGGACGAUGGGCUACGGUCUCCCCUCGGCUAUCGGCGCCAAGGUCGCCGCACCGGAAAAGAUCGUGGUGGAUAUCGACGGAGACGCUUCAUUCUCCAUGACGGCGAUGGAGCUGGCGACUGCCAACCAGUACAAUAUCGGCGUCAAGGUGUUGCUGUUUAACAAUGAGUUCCAGGGGAUGGUGGAGCAAUGGCAGGACCUGUUCUACGAGAACCGAUACUCGCACACCCGGAUGCACAAUCCCGAUUUCAUCAAGCUGUCCGAAGCGAUGGGCGCGAAGGCUCUGCGCGUGACAUCGCUCGCGGACCUCCCGGCCAAGAUGAAGGAGUUCUUGGAGUAUGAUAAUGACCGGCCGAUCGUCAUGGAGUGUGUGGUCAGUAGUGAGCAUGUGUACCCGAUGGUACCUGCUGGAAAGGCGCUGCAUGAGCAGAUUCUGCACCCUUCGCUGAGGGGGAAGAACGCAUGA